CAAACGACAAAGGAUCAUCAUUAAAAACUUACAGCAUGCCGACACUUGGUGAACCGAACGUGAACUUCGUUACGCCCGUGGUAGCACUGCUACCGACUAUUACCUCAUCAAUACUCCCCACGCCACUUACGACCGAUUCCAUAGACUUUUACAAACACUUGACUCCUGUGAAAUCAUUUUCUAAACUUAAACCUGUCAACCCUGUUUCUAUUAGUAAGGCAAAGAAUGCUAUCACGCAAAACAAUGCAUCAGACAAUAAUAUUACAGUUUUCACUCUAGAUGAUUUCGAAUCACCAUUCAAGACUAUUCAUGCCGAACCUCCUUUGGUCAAUCACGAUUAUCAAUUUCCUUUCCAAGAUCAUCGACAGGCUGCCGUGAUUGAAAAUCCUAAGAAACUUAACUUCGUAACUCAACUUCACCAUGGAAAUGACAUGAAUUUCAUACUGACUGACAAGAAACAAAAUCCUUUACAAAAUGCUAUAGAAUCCAGAUAUCCUACUUUUAAACAGCAGUAUCUGUCGCAUUCAUUGGGUCCUCUUAAAAUUCCAUUUCAAAUUCAUGAUCCGGUAAAGAAAGUUCCAUUAUCUCAGAUUGAUAAUUUAGAUCUAUUUUUGCCAGAUCACGACCAUAAGGUUAUUACACCCACAGUUUCUUACCCAAAAGCGUACGUGAAUCCUACUAUUAAAACGAUUACCGAUCUUAGGACAAACCAGAAAUUUUUCGAGCCCGCAAUAAUGAAUAAAUCUGCAAAUUAUCCUGUUCCUAAAGUAUCUAUAAAUUCCAUUCUAUACAAUGAUCCAAGGGAAAAUGCUGCAUCAGGCACUCAUAAACACGUCCCUGUUUUACGGACAACUGACGUUCAGAAUGUAAAGACGACCCAAAACCAACAUAAUGACAUUAUUUGGAGGCAAAAUGAUAAACAUCUGUUAACGAAAGCACCUAAUCCUUACGAGACAGUAUUACUGAGAGCUGUACCGAAUGCUCACAUUGACACAGUACCAGCAUCUACUACAAACACAAAGAUCCGAUAUGCUGGUAAACCAUACUCCACUUUAGACCUAGAAAAUUUGCUUAGUCAGAUGGAAAUCGAAUCGGAGGUGAAUAGGAAUCUUGGAAGGUCGGCCGAUAAGAAUCAAGAAGCAGCGGCAGGUCAAGGCUCAGCAGCAGGAUUCCCGAUGCACCCGGCGCAUCCCCCUCAUCCAGGACCGUCAUUCCUCCCAACGGUUCCUCCAGAAAAACGCUACCCACAAGAAGGUGUAGCUGACUAUGAUGACAUACACCGGCCCGUCAAUUCGUUGGAACCAAACCUACCAGGGUUACCUCCAGAAUUUACUGUACCUCCACACUUUGUAGACGACAAUAAGAAACUGACCGUCAUAUCCAUUCAAGCCGAUUCUCCGACGAGUAUCAAAAUGUUGUUUGGAUUGCCGCCACUUCUAGUAGGACUGAGAGGAAGCAUUGAUUUGAGAUACACGGAUAAACCUGAUGAAGACGUCUCGAAAUGGAAUUCGCAAGUGUUCGCCCCAGCUGACGAAGUACUGACUACGCCACGAUUAGAGUUCCGUUUAACAGACUUAAAGCCUUCUACUACGUAUAAAAUAAGAGGCAAACUCUAUCUUCACAAUCUCCCAGUGGAACCAGAAAGUGGUGUGUAUAUCGUGCAUACUCCGGACCUACCAACGGCUGGUCCAGUGGAGGAAAAACGCAGAGAGAUCGACAGUAAGUUGACUGUGGUCGAUGUAAACGUCACUACUGCACACGUGAGCUGGAGACACUUCGACGAAGACGAGCUACAGUUUAUUGACGCGAUACAAGUCAGAUAUCGUCCAGUAGGCACUCCGAUAUACAGUAUGACGGAGCUACUGCACCACAGCCGCUCGACAGCUGAACUCAACGACUUGCGGCCUGGUAGCACGUAUGAAGCGUCGUUGGUGCUGGUACCACCACCCAAGGCAACCACGGAGCUGCACGACCCUGGGAAGGUUGAAUUCACCACGGCUCCUUUCAUAGACCCAUACAACUGGACAGUGGUAGUAGAGGCGCGUGCGGUGGGCUCGGAGGCGGUGGAGGUGAUGUGGCGCGGGGUGCCGGCGCCGGCCGAGCGUUGGUGCGUGUACCGCGCCGCGCAUGCGUGUGGUGGGCACGCUGCGCCGGCCGAGCGCCGCGAGCACGACGACUUCAGGCUCGCCGCCAGGGACCUGCCGGCUACCAUCACGCUUACUGGGCUCGAGCCUAACAGCAGAUGUCGCGUGUGGCUCGAAUUAUUUUUAACAAAUGGCAAAGUGAAGACUAGUAAUGUGUUAGAAAUUAACACAAAAUCAGCGGAUUCACCUGAACCAAUCGACAAUACAAUAGAAGCGUCAUCAGUGGCGGGCAGUCGUGGCAGCCCUAGGGGUGACUACUACGGCGCGUUGGUGGUGGUGGGCGUGGUGGCAGCCCUGGGCGCGUUGACGUCGUUGCUGCUACUACUAGUGGUGGUGCGACGGCAUCGCCCACGCUCCGUACCCAUCACACCUGUGCCAACGGCGCCGCGAGAGUCUUCGCUGCCACCGUAUGACAACCCAGCGUACAAAUUAGAGUUACAGCAGGAAACUAUGGAUCUCUGACAGUUAACUUCCCGUGGGCACAAUGGGCUCAACGGGAUCUCAGAGCGCGGCAUCGACGUCCCGGACUCUAACGGCCGGCCGUACAACGAGAUGGGCGUGUGAACAGACAAUGUGUAUAGUGAACUAGUGAUUAUAUGUGAUGUUGUUUAACCCUUUCAUGCAAGUGAUAAGCAGUUUGUAAUAAUCUACUCUUGAUGUUGGGUUUUUAUUCUCAGUAUUAGCCUGUCUGGAAUUCGUGUCCGAUUUGGCAAUAGGCUUGUCUCUUGUUACAUUAUAGGGCGAAACAGACGACGAAAAAUGGGUGUCUUAGUUGCACCUCUGCUUACCCUUUCGAGGUUAAAGGCAUGGUAUGUGCGCUUUGCAUAUGGUAUGAUAACCAGUAAUAGUGUUUGCAAUUGUCUCAUUGUGAAAAUAAAUGUACUUUUCCAUUGUUUACCAUUUUUAAAUUCGGUUGGUAAUCAUAAAAAUAAACUUACAUAGAUUUUUUUUGUUAAUUUCUUGUGCAGAGACAGAGAGGUCUCUCAGACAUUUUUAACAUUACUGUUAGAAAUAUUUGAACAAUGAAUGGUAUUAACAAACAUUUUGUGAAAGAUUGCAGUUUUUAAAUUAUACCGAAUUAAUAAAAUGGCCACAUUAGAAGUAUACUGGGGCCUUAUUCUCUAUCCCGCACGUUAUUUGACAGUGCGUAACAAGCACGUAACACAACGCAUCAUGUUUAGGACUAUAGAAAUUUGGCUUACAGAAUACCAUUCCACGCACAUUUCUCGAAGAUAACAUGACACGGCCGCGUUACGCGUUUACACUAUCAUACAGAAUAAGGGCCCUGAUGACGAUAUGAUGACAUACGUGACAUCCAACUUUAUUACACUUUACACAAAACUGUAUGAAAGGGUUAACCAUGCUUUAAAUUAAGUUAUCCUAAAAGCUCUGAAUCGAAAUACUGCAUAAUAAAAUAAGGUAGUGAUAACAAAUGAGUUAGAUUUAAUAUUAAAUGAAAGGUAUAAAUUAUGAUAUAAAAAAAACUGCAAUUUACCGACAAUGUUACAUUUCACAUUCGUAUUACGGGACCAAAUCUUAUAUAGGUACCUGAUAUUAUGUAGCCAUCAUUACCUCUAUCUACCUUAUCUUCAUACGAUAUGAUGACAGCGAAAAAUGAAAUUUCCCAAAAGCGAACCCGACACAACACAUAAGGGGCCUUAUUCUUUAUGCCACACGUUAUUUUGACAGAGCGUAACAAGCACGUAACGCACUGCGUCACUUUAAAGACAAUAGAAAUUGGCAUACAGAAUAUCAUUUCACGCGAAUUUCACGAAGAUAACGCGACAUGGUCGCGUUACGCGUUUACAGUGACAUACAGAAUAAGGGCCAAGUUCUAAUAUGCAUAAAAACGGUCUGCAAAUCGGUGUAAUAAAUAUUUAAUUUUACAUAAAAGGAAGUCACCAGGAAUCGGGUUUGCUCACCUUCUUUGGUAUAAAAUUCUCGCAGUAUACGGUCGGAUAUAAAAGUAGCCAAUAUGUUCAUUCAGAAUACCUGUUUCCAAGCUUCAUCCAAAUUUGUUUAGUGUUUAGUCAACGAAGAUCCAAUUAAAAUCCAAACUACACGCCAUAGUGGUUCUCGUAAGUGUGUCGCGUUCCAUGCAGCCUGCGUAUAUCCGGAUCCAACAAGCCGGCAUAAUUGUGUCAACUGCCGAGGGGUAAUCAUCUCUCGUCAGUCGACAUUCUAUUGGACCUAACUUAUCAUCAGGUGCAGUGGGGUCAGAUUGUCGUGCUCGCAUAAAAAAAAUAUGUGUAAAUGUUUUAAUUUCAUUGUAAAUAUUGUUAAUAAGACUACCGGUAUUGCAUAAUGUAAAAUAAAUAAGCUCUGUAGUUCUUCGUAAUUUUUUAACUGUAAUAUAUAUUUUUAUAAUA
Molecule: messenger RNA, 4513 nt
Organism: Manduca sexta (tobacco hornworm)
Lineage: Eukaryota; Metazoa; Arthropoda; Insecta; Lepidoptera; Sphingidae
Molecular function (GO): protein binding
Source: RefSeq, a predicted model, not a curated record